Messenger RNA from Rosa chinensis, 2205 nucleotides. RefSeq names its product mannose-P-dolichol utilization defect 1 protein homolog 2. The coding region runs from base 331 to 1080 and encodes 249 amino acids. Lineage: Eukaryota; Viridiplantae; Streptophyta; Magnoliopsida; Rosales; Rosaceae. The transcript has 13 exons. The record is from RefSeq and is a predicted model, not a curated record.
UUCUCUAAAAUUUCGAACCCAGACCUCCUUCUCCAAGCUGACGGCUGACCUGCAUCGACUCCCGAUCUCCUUCUCCAAGCUGACCUGCGUCGACUCCCGACCUCAUUCUCCAACCUAAGCCUACUGGAGCCGCCUCCAACCUGACCCCGAGUCCCCGACCUCGCUCUCUGACCCCGAGUUCCCCUGCCUCGCUCUGACCCCGAGUCCCCGAUCUAGUUUUCCAGACCUCGAGCUUGAGCUCCGAUCUGACCUCGAGCUUAUUAGCCGACCUGAGCUUGUCAUUCUCCAACGUCUAGUCUCGUAGUCGGAGUUGGAUCCAUACUUACAGACAUGAAAGUCCUCGGAAUCGAUUUCAGCUGUGCUCUGGGGGCUCUUAGCAACGGCCAGUUUCCCGAGAAGGAUUGCUUGCUUGCCCUUAUUUCCACGCUCCUCGGCUACGCCAUCGUCGCCGCUUGCACCACCGUCAAACUCCCUCAGAUAUUAAAGAUUUUGGAACAUGGAAGUAUCAGAGGUCUUAGUAUCUUGUCUUUUGAGCUUGAACUAGUUGGUUACAUGAUUGCUUUGGCAUACUGUCUUCAUGGAGGGCUUCCCUUCUCAGCUUAUGGGGAACUGGCCUUUCUUUUGAUCCAAGCUCUAAUAUUAGUUGCCAUUAUGUACUAUUACUCCCAACCUGUGAGCAUCAAAAGAUGGAUGACGGCAUUACUAUAUUGUGGUAUAGCACCAACCAUAUUAGCAGGUCGAAUUGAUCCUGUUCUAUUUGAAGCUCUAUAUGCAUCACAACAUGCAAUUUUUCUCUUUGCCAAGAUCCCGCAGAUAUGGCAGAACUUUUCUAACAAAAGUACAGGGGAGCUCAGCUUCUUAACGAACUGUAUGAACUUUGGAGGUUCUAUGGUGAGAGUUUUCACCAGCAUCCAAGAACAAGUCCAAAAAGUGUGCAUCUGUACAUGUAGAUUUCAAAUAGGUUUUGGCGUUUUGUUGGGCUCUGUACUUGGUGUGGCAACAAAUGCCAUCCUCCUGAGUCAGAUACUUAUAUACCAAAAGCCAAAAUCUCGUGCUGAGAAGGAGAAGAAAACGGAGUAGAAGAAUGAUGCCUCCAGAUAUAAAGAGCUUUGCUUCAGUAGGAUUCAACAGUUGCAGCAAGAUUGGCUGUGAGAGGUGUUACGACUGCAGCCAUACUUGGAGUUCUGUAUACCGUUGCCGGCAAAUUCCAACCGCUGCCUCAAGAUAUUUAUCGCUAUGAUUGUAUUAGCUUGUACUGUUGCAGAUUGGAGGGAACCUUUCAGUCUACCGAGAGGGUGGCUUUUGUGGGCUGGGAUUGGUCUUGUUGGUGCUGUAGUUGCUGUGGCAUUGACAGGGGCUGCCACGUCCUUUUUCAGUGGGCAAACCCCAGAAAGAGAGGUUUGGAGUUCAUCUGAUAAUUUCUUUUUUCAUUAUAAAGUGCAGUGCACUCAAUUCCUUAUUCGCUCAUGAAAGUGAAUUGUCACUGAGUUGAAGGGAGAAGAUAUUCUGAAGUAAUUUCAAUGUAUAAGAGAUCCUGGAUGUAAUGAAAACUAACAUUGCAACUCAUCAUAUCUGCCAUAAAAAGGAAAAAAGUGCGGUAUGCAAGCAAUUGGUAGUUGGUUUUAGUGUGGUGAAUGAUCUGUUCAGCUUUUUGUCUCUUUAUUUACAUCCUGAUUCUGUUAAGCAAAGUCUUGAUUGAUCAGGCAUCUGUUUUUGUGCUAUGCUUGUACUUAUAUGAUGUUUUAGUUUGGGUUUGCCAAUUGAGAGAUUAAUUUCUACAUUGUUAUUUAUGAGACUAACAGAAACUGUCAUCUUGUGGCUUUCCGAAGAUCAAAGCUUUUGGGAUGAUAUUGAGGAUGGGCCAAGGCCUUUGGGUCCUUUUGGCUUACAACAGUGGGCGGUAAAGGAUCGGAAAUGGUAUACCCAACAACAACUUGACGAGGUCCGCAUUGAAGUAGCCGACUACUUACAGACUCUGCUGUAGGUUCUGACCAGUUUCUUGAUUUUGAGUUAGGCUAGCUUUCAAUUAACUUUUUUGUAGCAAUUAUGAACAAACAUGAAUACUAAUUGCUAGGCUAGCCUUGUAGUAUAUAGGUGCAUGAAUUGGGGUUUUAUUUUGCCCAUUUUGUAAACUAUUAAGGAUGAUGAAUGUCAGAUAUAAUACCCCAAUUUGCAAUUUAUAAUCACAGUUCUAUUUUGUGGACA